AUGCGCGGCCAAAAAAAGCCCAAACACUGCGUAUUCUGCAACCCCCUUGACCGCAUAGUCUACGAAGACGACGAAUUCAUUGCCUUUCACGACAUCCGCCCAGACGCCACCGCCCAUCUUCUCGUCAUCCCGCGUCAACAUUAUGGCACCAUCAAGGAACUGACGCCCGAGGAUAUGCCGAUGGUCGAACGCAUGUACACCAUUGGCCAGCGGGUUUUGGAAGAACGGGGGUUUUCGUCACCAAAUGAAACGAGGUUUGGGUUCCAUCGGCCCCCAUUCAAUAGCGUUCAUCAUUUGCAUAUGCACUGUUUGGGACUUCCUUUCAAGCCCAAACGAGCAGAGAUGAUGUUCCCCGGAGCUGGAAGCCCUUGGUUUAUGCCCACAGAACACCUACUGCGAAAGAUGCUUGGCGAAAGCAUACCAUAA
Kickxella alabastrina is the source of this 426-nucleotide messenger RNA. Its product is annotated as HIT-like domain-containing protein. The record is from RefSeq and is a predicted model, not a curated record. The transcript has a single exon. Lineage: Eukaryota; Fungi; Kickxellomycota; Kickxellomycetes; Kickxellales; Kickxellaceae. Gene Ontology annotation, molecular function: catalytic activity. Bases 1 to 426 code for a protein of 141 amino acids.